CGUUGAAAAUCAGCUGAUCAAGUGUAGACAUCUUUAGUCACGACUACAACGGUUAAGUCAUACAUUCCUGGCUGUAUUUCUCUGGAAACAAGAUCCUAGACUGCUGCAACCAUGGCGCUCAGCGAUGCCGACGUUCAGAAGCAGAUCAAACACAUGAUGGCCUUCAUUGAGCAGGAGGCCAAUGAGAAGGCAGAGGAAAUUGAUGCCAAGGCGGAAGAGGAGUUCAACAUCGAGAAGGGCCGUCUGGUGCAGACCCAGAGGUUGAAGAUCAUGGAGUAUUACGAGAAGAAAGAGAAGCAGAUCGAGCAGCAGAAGAAAAUUCAAAUGUCUAACCUAAUGAACCAGGCUCGUCUGAAGGUGUUAAAGGCUCGCGACGACAUGAUUUCAGAAAUGUUGAGCGAGGCGCGUCAACGGCUGGCCAACAUAGCCAAGGACCCAGCCAGGUACCCAGCACUGAUGGACGGGCUGGUUCUGCAGGGUUUCUAUCAGCUUCUUGAGACCAAAGUGACCAUCCGCUGUCGUAAACAGGACCUGCAGGUGCUUCAGACGGCUAUCCAGAAGACCAUUCCCAUCUAUAAAGCAGCAGUGAAGAACAAUAUUGAGGUUCGCAUCGACCAGGACAACUUCCUGUCCCCAGACAUUUCUGGAGGUAUUGAAAUCUACAACGCUGAUGGGAAGAUCAAGGUGUCCAACACCCUAGAGAGCAGACUGGACCUCAUGGCUCAGCAGAUGAUGCCUGAGAUUCGAGUGGCUCUCUUUGGUCAGAACCAGAACCGCAAGUUUUUGGACUGAGUGUCUCCAUCCAUCGUCUUGAAGAGGAGUUAUUUAUUUUUGUUGUGUGAAAGUUACCAUUCCUGUGUCUGUGAGAAGAAUUCCAAAAACGCAGUUAGAAAUGGAAAAGACACCAUUUGUUGUUUUGUCAUGUAUUGUUGUAUUUCUGUAUAUCUUGGGACAGUAUAAAAGUUGAACUUCAUUGCAGAUAUGAGUAGGAGGAGCAACUUUUGCACAGUGUUAAUGGAUCUGCUGCUCCCCCUGGGGAUCUUGGUUUACACACCGUUUACACACCGGAGUCAUCAGCCCGUGUAGGCUUACCCUGGCGUGACGUUUUGAUAACUGUAUAAAUCUCUCUAGGACAAGGUCACUUUUAUCAUUGUAUUAACCUCAAAAAAUUUUACCGCUAAUGUGGCUAUAAUAAAGAACUACAAAUGCGGGACGAGACUGACGAAUCGAGGCAAAGGUAAGAAUCUCUAGCAUUUUCGGAUAUGAGAGUAAAUAGAGCUGAAUAUAUUGAUAAGUCACCUUGUCCUAGAGAUUUACAUGGUUAUCAAAACAUCACCCCAGGGUAAGCCUACACAAAACAGCCCUGUGUAAGUGUUUCUAAAUUUACCUAAGGGAAAAAAUUAUGGUGGGAAAAUUAUCGGAACCAUUUCAUUGUUUGACUGCUAGGUUUUAUGGGUAUUGUGACACCUUCACUCUGGGGCUCUAUUGUAGCCGAUGCAUCUUGUAUCGGUUCCUUAUUUCAUCUAAUAACAUCUUCCUCUCAUGAAAAAAUAUAAUAAAAAAUUGCAUGGAGCAUUGACUCACCCAUAGCUAUUUGUUCCCAUCUAUCACAAUUAAAAGUGAUGCCGGAAAAACAUUGAA
This is a messenger RNA of Salvelinus namaycush (lake trout), 1641 nucleotides long. Its product is annotated as V-type proton ATPase subunit E 1-like. The coding region runs from base 112 to 792 and encodes 226 amino acids. Gene Ontology annotation, biological process: proton transmembrane transport. The record is from RefSeq and is a predicted model, not a curated record. Lineage: Eukaryota; Metazoa; Chordata; Actinopteri; Salmoniformes; Salmonidae. The transcript has 10 exons. Gene Ontology annotation, cellular component: proton-transporting two-sector ATPase complex, catalytic domain. Gene Ontology annotation, molecular function: proton-transporting ATPase activity, rotational mechanism.